AUGAAUGCCAGCGACCCUGUCGAUGUGGCUGAGAUUGCCAAAUCUAGGGCAAUCGCACACGAUAUCGGUGUGAAUGAGAAAAUCCCUGUAGUUGAUGAGAUGACAAUCGACAAUGCCCCUCCCCUGCGAGAUGUCUCCAUCGAUGAUUCUAUGGACAAGACCGCUCCUACCGCGGACGAUCUAGUCAAUUUGCGCCGUGUUGCCGGCAAGCUGCCCAUUGCAGCAUACAGCGUUGCUUUUGUGGAACUGUGCGAGCGUUUCUCGUACUACGGUACCACUGCUGUUUUCGUCAACUUCAUUCAGAGACCUUUGCCCGAUGGAUCUUCUAGCGGUGCCCUCGUUGCAGGUCUCUCCGACUGGAGCAACGAUUCCCCCGGAGCUCUGGGUAUGGGCCAACAGGCCUCCACUGGUUUGACACUGUUUAACUCUUUCUGGUCUUACAUUAUGCCUCUCUUCGGUGCCAUGGUUGCUGAUCAAUAUUGGGGUCGUUACCGUACCAUCAUGUCCGCCAUUGCCUGCGCACUCGUUGGACACAUCAUUCUUAUCGUUUCCGCCAUUCCCCAAGUUAUUGAAAGCCCCAACGGUGCCAUUGCAUGCUUCUCUAUUGGUCUUAUUAUCAUGGGUAUUGGAACUGGUGGUUUCAAGGCCAACAUCGCCCCUCUGAUCGCAGAACAAUAUCGUGAGGACAAGCCCUAUAUCAUGACCCUUGAGUCCGGUGAGCGUGUCAUCGUGGACCCGUCUGCCACAGUUUCCCGUAUCUACCUGUACUUCUACAUGAUGGUCAACACCGGUUCUUUCAUCGGUCAGAUUGCCAUGGUCUACGCCGAGCGUUACGUUGGUUUCUGGCUCUCUUACCUUCUCCCCACCGCCAUGUUCUGUGUCUGCCCUGUGGUAUUACUCCUGUGCAAGAAGCAGUACAUCCUCACUCCUCCCAGCGGAUCAAUCUAUCCCAAGGCCUUCAAGCUGUGGAUGUUGGCAAUGAAGGGCCACUGGUCUCUGAACCCUGUGCGGUGGUUCAAGUCCUCUGACACCGAUAUUUGGGCCACCGUCAAGCCCAGCUACCUCGGAGCAAGCAAGCCCGUGUGGAUGGACUUUGAUGAUGCCUGGGUUGAUGAAGUUCGACGUGGACUGAUGGCCUGCCGAGUGUUCUUGUGGUACCCUCUUUACUGGCUCGCCUACAACCAGAUGUUGAACAACUUGACAUCUCAAGCGGCCACCAUGAAACUGGGUGGUGUCCCCAACGACAUCAUCAACAACCUCAACCCUAUUGCCCUGAUCAUCUUCAUUCCCAUCUUUGAUCAGCUUGUCUACCCCGCUAUCCGCAAGAUGGGUUUCCAUUUCACCCCCUUGAAGCGUAUUACGGCCGGUUUCAUCAUGGCCGCCCUCAGUAUGGUCGUUGCCGCCGUCACUCAACACUACAUCUACAAGAUGGGACCCUGUGGUAAAGAGGCCAACUAUUGUCUCGAGGAGUUGCACAAACACACCAACAUCUCCGUCUGGAUCCAAGCCCUGACCUACAUCAUGGGUGGUAUCUCCGAGAUCUUUGCCUCCGUGACUUCCCUGGAGUAUGCCUACACCAAGGCCCCCAAGAACAUGCGAUCUCUCGUGCAGGCUGUGUCCCUCCUGAUGAACGCCUUCUCGUCUGCCCUUGGUCAGGCUUUCAUUGGUCUGGCGGAUGAUCCUCUCUUGGUUUGGAACUACACUGUGGUAGCCAUCCUCGCCUUCCUCGGUGCUAUUGGCUUCUGGGCCACCAACUAUAAGUUGGACGCACAGGAAGACGCCAUGAACAUGUUGCCAGACAGUGAAUUCACUCCCCAGGCGCGUGUGGAUGAGGAGCGGAAGUAA
Molecule: messenger RNA, 1845 nt
Organism: Penicillium concentricum
Lineage: Eukaryota; Fungi; Ascomycota; Eurotiomycetes; Eurotiales; Aspergillaceae
Exons: 5
Coding region: 1-1845 (614 amino acids)
Biological process (GO): transmembrane transport
Cellular component (GO): membrane
Molecular function (GO): dipeptide transmembrane transporter activity
Source: RefSeq, a predicted model, not a curated record